AGAUGAUUAUUGAAUAGGGUUGCAGUAGAUCUCUUUACUAGAACAAACAAGCGACAAUCCCAGCAGAGAGAAGAGAUCCUUGUUGCCGGAUCUGAUGUGCUGACGUGUCGCCUCCCUGCGCCCUCGCCAGUCAGCCGCUGCUCAUGCAACCCAGCCAGCAUGGCAGCCAAGCACUUUUACCGAAACGGCUUUUUAUUACUAUUAUUCAAUUUUAUCUCAACCGCAGCGUUGGAGAAGCGAUUCUCCGAUUUGAAGCGAUGUGCGGACGAGGAGUGCAGCAUGCUCCUAUGUCGUGGGAAAGCAGUGGCAGAUUUCUCUGGACCGGACUGCCGCUUUUUGUCAUUCAAGAACUCAGAAACGGUCUAUGUGUACUACAAAUUGUCAGGAAGAAGGGCUGACAUAUGGGCUGGGAGCGUUGGAAACCAUUUUGGUUAUUUCCCAAUGGACCUCCUCGCCGUCAACCAUGUGUAUACAGACAACGAAGUUGAAGUUCCAACAGAGGAGACAGAUUUUGUCUGUUUUGACACAGGAUUUGACCGCUUUGACAACUACGAGAUAGACUCUCUGUUGGGCUCCUCAUCUAAGGACAGUGACCGUGAAGUUAUAAGUGAUUCUGACCCAACCCAAGUGCCAGAGGACCCACCAGAGGAGAAGGAAGAGCGGUUGAUUGACAGCAAUGUAGUCACUGCGGAUAUUGGCAUCGUCCCACAUGAUCAAAGUGCCUCUUUGCCUCAACUUGAUGGUGCAAACAAAUCUCCCUCUACUCAAGAAGGACUGCCUGACACAACAGCUGUACCUGAUAACACUAGCGGAGUGGCAGGGGACCAACAGAAUGAGCAGAGAACAACCAUAGCCUCUUUUCUUGAAGAUAUUGAGUUAGAGAAGCAUGAAACCAAAGAUGUCCACCUUGAGGAGGACUCUCUGCGCAAAGAUGAUCUUGUGUCAGAAAGCCAAAAAACCAUGACUUCUCAAGGAGAGGAAAUUUUAGAUUUGAAAACUUCCUUUGGCUCGACCUUCGACGCCGUCGUCACAGAUGACGACUCCACCACGAAAGUCACUGCAUAUGAACAGGGGGAAAUGUUUGAGGAUCUUUCAAAUGAAGAACAUGAUAUGGACGAGAAAAGAUCAACUUUAUCUUUUUCUGAAGAAGAGGAAUCUUUUUCUGAAGAAGAGGAAGCGGACAGUUCGACCAAGCCGGUGACAACACAUAUCGACGAACCAAAAACCAAGGAAGCGAAGGUCGCAUCAACGCUAUUUGAUGACCUGUUUUCAGCUGUGACUGGUGGAGUGAAGACUGAGGGGGAAACAAGUUCAGAGGAAGAGGAUGAGGAAGAGCCAGACUCAGAAACCCAUGAGGAGUUCUUGGAAGCACCAGAAGACACUGCAGCAGAGGACACAGAUACAGUCCUUACCGAUUCACCGAAUUCAGCGUUUACUGAAGAAAACGAAACACUGGGUAACGUAGAUUGGAUCGGUAGAGAUUCGCCAGAUUCUGCAUUUGUACACACUGAAGAAAACGAGGCAGCAGAUAACCUCGACUCGAUCAGUAGAGAUACGCUAGAUUCUGCAUUAUUAUAUGCUGAAGAAAACGAAGUAGCAGAUCACGUAGAUCGGAUCAGUAGAGAUUCGCCAGAUUCUACAGUUGUACAAGCUGAAGUAAACGAAGCAGCAGGUAACCUAGAUUUGAUGGGUAGUACUGUUGCACAACCCGAAGAACACAAAAGACAUGAUAGCCAAGGUUUGAUGCAUAGUGAUUCAACAGACGCUGCAUUUAGACUCCCUGAAGAAAGCAAAGUAACAGAAAAUCUAGAUUCACCAGAACAGUUGGUUGAGGAACUCUUGUUUGAGCAGGACGAUGGUUCUGAGGACACAGACUUCAAACAUAAGGAUCUUCGAAGUCAAACACCAAAGUCCAUUGAUGAGCCAGUACAACGAGAAGAAGAUUUUGUAUCGCGAAAAGAACCACGUGGUCACUUGUUUAACCGAGUGUCAGAUGAACACAGUGAAGCUGUAAAGGAUGACGAAGCGCAGGUUAUCAAAGAAGAUACACACGACAGCGGCAUUGCAACGGAGCAAAUGGACAGCUUACAUGAAAAUGAAACAGAAAUACGUGAAGAAAUUCCAGAAGUUCCAGAAACGAUCAGUGAUGAGUCAAAAGGGAUGGAAUCCUUAGAUUUGCUCCGUACACCUAAGCCUAAAACCACAGGAAAUGACAUCCUACUUGAUUCUGAAAGCAAUAAUCAUCAACAGGACGAGCCACCUACGGACGAGGGACCCCUUGGCGUGCACAAAGAGAAAUCUGAGGAAAUAGAAGAACUACUUGAGGAUGAAAAUGCACUUUAUUUGUCAAAGUCGUAUGACGCACAGACUAAGAAACCCUCUACAGUGACAAGUCCACCCCCAGUUCCAGAGCCACAGUACAGUGACCGCAUACUGAGGCUGACUCUGCUGCAAGGGCACUACACCAUAGAGAAGAUGGUGCGUUUCCAGAAGCUUCUAGGUCUCAAGAAUCUCUACAAAGUGGAGGCCAUGUUCUCGGACCUGGACGUCGAGUUGCAAGCUACCCGUCUCGCACACACGGGCACAGUGCAAGACAUCGAAGAGGCGCUAGAGAACAUCUUGGAGAACUCAGAGAAUACCAUAUUGGAUGAAAUUGAGAAGAUGCUGGAUAGCCGCCAUGAGAAAUAUGACGACGAGCAGCGAAUGGGCAUGCUAGAUGAGGAAACGGAAAUACUGGAUGACUUCCAGGAGCUUGCCUUCCACCUGCGACAGAAAUAUUCUGCAGCGAGCGAUAGCGCACCUUUGGCAACAGAGAAAGCGUCAAAUAAUGACCAGGUCAUCGUAGCUCAACCUGAAGAUUGGCCUGCUAUGGUUGAAGUGGACACACCUAACAUCUCAGAGGUAGAGAGUGACCACAGCCUCACAGAGCUUCCGGAACAGGCGACAGAAAUCCAAAAAGAAGAACAGACCAUUGCAGAUGAAGCGCAUGUGUCAGCGGAUAUUACCGUGGGGGAGGAUGGCGGACACUUCAACAAAAACAAAGAAAACCUGCCAAGUUUCAGCGUGUCGGACGAGAUGCAGAAGUUUCCUCAAGCCACACUGGAAAAUCCCUUAGACGUGGGCCUCGGUGAAGUGGAGAGCUCACCCUCAGGAUCUUCGGACUCCGUGGAUCCAUCACCCGAAUUACAUGAGGAAGAAGGGGGAAUACUCUGGUAUGGAUUUGCCUUAAUGCAUUCCGUUGCUGCAUCGAUCAAGGCUAAAGUUCCCGAGUGGACACUUAUUAUGAUUUCACUGUUGCCAGAUGAGUGGAAGCCUGGGGAAACCUUCUAUGGCUGCCCUUGGCAGGCUGUCAUCAUCACUGCGGCGGUGGGAGUCAUGACGUUCACCAUCUACUUCUGGAAAACCGUGCUGGCGGUAAAGAAGAGGAAAUAUCUUGUGGAUGAUAAAAAAAUGACUGAUCAAAUCCAAGCACUCAAAAAUGAGAAGAAUGAUGCUCUGACCAGAGUGUCUGAACUCCAGAAACAGACUGAACAACUGAAAGAAAGUAAAAAAGAGUCUGCAGAGACUGUGAACUGUGCAGUGAAAAAGAUGCGGCAGUUGGAGAGCCAGGUUUUGGAGGCAGAAAAACUAAAUGAGCACAUAGCGGAGGAAAAGAAGACGUACGAAAAACUACUCGAAGAAGAAAAGCAAAAGUCAAUACAAAUUGGAGACCGGAUACAAAAAUUGGAGAAGUCAAAUGAGAAGCUACAGCUGAGCAGGAAGAAAGUCCAGGAAGCCUUAGCUAAGACUGCUGUUCUCUUGGAUGAGGCCAAGAUCCGGGAAGAUGCACGGAAUGCUCAGCACAAAUGCCUUGAGAGGGAGCAUGCAGCCCUGAAAGAAGAAAAUAAAAAUCUGAAAGUUACCAUAAAAGAUUGGGAGGACAAACAUGCCACACUCAGCGAACAGAUUAAAGUCUAUCAAAAGGCCCAAAAAGAGCUGGAGGACUCUGUAGUGCUCAAAGAUCACAACGUGGAGGUUUUGUCCGAACUCCUGGCAGAUCUCGAUGCUUGUGAGUUGCAAAAAAGUGACAGCAACAUGUUAGUGAAUGGCGUCCUAGCAUCUGAUAAGAAGACUGCGGUAAAGAACAGGAUCAAACAGAUGAUGGAUGUUUCCAGGGUCCAAACCACACUCACAGUCAUUGAAGAGGAACGAGACCGCUUCAUGUCCAAACUGCUUCACGAGGAAAAAUCCAGGAACGCUCUGGAAGAAAAACACCAGGAACUGGAACACGCCAUAGCAACCCUCAAAAGCGAGAAGAGCCACGUGGAAAACCAGUUGAAGAUCCUGCAGCAGAAGAAUGAAAUAAUGGUGGAAAUGUACCAACAGAAAGAGAAUACUCUGCAGCAGAGGCUGACCAAGGAGGAGCUGGAGCGUCGCAGCAAAGAGAGCAUGCUGUCUGAGGUGGGAGGAAAAGCUGUGGAGGCCGAGGAGCAGGUGAAGGUCUUGCGUCAGCGUAUUAAUGAAAUGGAGGAGCAGAUGAAGAAGACGGAGGUGGUCUAUAAGGAGCAGAUAAAAGAACAGGAGAAUAAAACUCAUUCUAAUUGGGUGAACGCUCGUAAUGCAGAGCGAGCUUUGAAUCAAGAGAAACAUGAGUCAUCAAAACUGCGUGAAAAGUUGGCAGAGCUGACCUCUCAGCUGAAUGAGCGCCGUGCACCUCUCUUCAGGCCCAAUUCGGGACAAGCUGCUGGUGUUAGUCAAGGCGAUUCAUACGGGCCCUCCCCAGUGAGUGGGGGGGCGCCAUCCCCGCCAUUAAUGAUCGAGGGUCCCAGACGCCCUCCCUCAGCCCCAGUGGGUCGAAGAAUUGACCCGUAUGGUCCCCGCCCUCCAUCUGACCCACACAGUCGUUAUCCUGACGUCAAGCACAUCUCUGGGAUGGACAUGUCAGGUCCACGAAGCUCGUCACCAGCCAACGCGGAAUGCUCUCCACCGCAAGCAGUUGAGGCACAGAUAAAAGGCGAGACUCAGGUGGAGGCCUCCAAUGAGGGUCCAGAGCCAGGCCCUGGGUCUUUCCUAGCAUCACCCAUCAGAGACUCGCCCGGGCCGCCACCUGGUUCAGGACUCCAUGAUCCACUUUUCCCUCCAGGACUUCACGGCCGCCUGCCACCCGGCGGGCCCUACAGACCUCCAAGACCGCCUCUCUACCAUCCAGCCCCGGGACACCACGGCCCUCCUCCAAAUGUGCCUCUCCCUCCUCCUGGACCCCCGUUGCCAGCCAACGGGCACCCAGGUAUGCCUCUGCCAGGACCCAUGGGAGGAGAGUUUGGACCUCGUCCUGCCAACGGACACACAUUCCACCCCAGGCCCGGUCCUGGCCAUGCCAUGGACCUUCGAGGUCCUCCGCCUCCACACUUCCGUCCGCCUCUGCCUCCUCAUUUUGGGCCAAUGCCCCUGCUGCACGGUCCUCGUGGAGUCAUGGGACCUCGCCCACCUUUCCCUCCUGAGAUGCGCUUCCCAGGACCGCGCAACCACAUGCGGCCACCGAUGGACCUGCCACACCCUGGUCACCCGGGGGCUCGCGCCGGUCAGGACCCGCCCCCAAAGCCGGAGGACUCAGCAAGGUCAGCCAUGGUCGAGCCUUAAAAAUGCAGCCAACUUUGGCAGUGAACUUGAACACUCCCCACAAAGGUGAAAUCUAUAUUCCAUGAAAUAAAAACAGAAAAGAUAUUUAUAAAAAAAAAUGGUCCUUACAUUAAAGCGUCAUAAAGAUCAUGUGGGAAAUUCUAUAUACUUAAGAGCUGAGGGAGUUGCCACUUUUUUAAAACACUUUAUUGUGCAAUAAUGUGCGCAGUAAUUUGCGUUCUUCAAAAAAAAUAUAUAACAAUGAUUUUUAAGAGGGUUUUUUUAAAUGACAUUUCCUGUGGAAAUUUUUUAAAAGGGGGAAAAGGAGAUUGAGCUCAACAUUUCAGGAUUAACCAUUUUUUUCAAAGCAAACUUUCUCUGGAGCUGAUUGUAAAGCAAAUGUGUUCAUUUGAUGGCCAGAUGUAUAACUUAUUUUACUAUGUUGCUAGAACCUUUUUUAAGAAUAAACAAUACAAAAACU
Nerophis lumbriciformis (worm pipefish) is the source of this 6079-nucleotide messenger RNA. RefSeq names its product MIA SH3 domain ER export factor 3 (gene mia3). Gene Ontology annotation, molecular function: protein binding. Gene Ontology annotation, cellular component: endoplasmic reticulum exit site; endoplasmic reticulum membrane. NCBI's taxonomy places the organism in Eukaryota, Metazoa, Chordata, Actinopteri, Syngnathiformes, Syngnathidae. Gene Ontology annotation, biological process: protein secretion; endoplasmic reticulum to Golgi vesicle-mediated transport; vesicle cargo loading. The record is from RefSeq and is a predicted model, not a curated record.